Messenger RNA from Lutra lutra (Eurasian river otter), 3666 nucleotides. RefSeq names its product lymphocyte cytosolic protein 1 (gene LCP1). Gene Ontology annotation, biological process: actin filament bundle assembly; actin filament network formation. Gene Ontology annotation, cellular component: cytoplasm; actin filament; actin filament bundle. NCBI's taxonomy places the organism in Eukaryota, Metazoa, Chordata, Mammalia, Carnivora, Mustelidae. The transcript is spliced from 17 exons. The coding region runs from base 77 to 2047 and encodes 656 amino acids. Gene Ontology annotation, molecular function: calcium ion binding; actin filament binding. The record is from RefSeq and is a predicted model, not a curated record.
AUAAGAAGAAGAAGGGGCCAGAGCUCUCUUUUCCACCAGAGCAAUUCCUUCUGAAGAAGAACUGAGAGCUGACUGAAUGGCUUCUGCACAACAAAAGAUAGAGAAACCAUGCAGAGGACAUCAGAAGAGAUGGAAACACGAUCUGUUCCCUCAAGCAAUAAAAAUGGCCAGAGGAUCAGUGUCCGACGAAGAAAUGAUGGAGCUCAGAGAGGCUUUUGCCAAAGUUGAUACCGACGGUAACGGGUACAUCAGCUGCAAUGAGCUGAAUGACUUGUUCAAGGCUGCUUGCUUGCCUCUGCCUGGGUACAGAGUGAGAGAAAUCACAGAAAACCUAAUGGCUACAGGUGACCUAGACCAGGAUGGGAGGAUCAGCUUUGAUGAGUUCAUCAAGGUUUUUCAUGGCCUAAAAAGCACAGAGGUUGCCAAGACCUUUAGAAAGGCGAUCAACAAGAAGGAAGGGAUCUGUGCAAUUGGUGGCACGUCGGAGCAGUCUAGUGUCGGCACCCAGCACUCCUAUUCAGAGGAAGAGAAGUACGCCUUCGUCAACUGGAUCAACAAAGCCCUGGAGAACGACCCCGACUGUCGGCAUGUUAUUCCGAUGAAUCCGAACACAAAUGAUCUCUUCAGUGCCGUUGGGGAUGGCAUUGUCCUUUGUAAAAUGAUCAACCUGUCAGUGCCAGACACAAUUGAUGAAAGGACAAUCAACAAAAAGAAACUCACCCCCUUCACCAUUCAGGAGAAUUUGAACCUGGCUCUGAAUUCCGCCUCAGCCAUUGGAUGCCAUGUGGUUAACAUCGGGGCUGAGGACUUAAAGGAGGGGAAGCCUUACCUGGUCCUGGGACUUUUGUGGCAAGUCAUCAAGAUUGGAUUGUUUGCUGACAUCGAACUCAGUAGAAAUGAAGCCCUGAUUGCUCUUUUGAGAGAAGGGGAGAGUCUGGAGGACUUGAUGAAGCUGUCCCCCGAGGAGCUACUGCUGAGGUGGGCUAAUUACCACCUGGAGAACGCAGGCUGCGGCAAAAUCAGCAACUUCAGCACCGACAUCAAGGACUCAAAAGCUUAUUACCACCUGCUUGAGCAGGUAGCUCCAAAAGGAGAUGAAGAAGGUAUCCCUGCGGUUGUUAUCGACAUGUCAGGACUAAGGGAGAAGGAUGACAUCCAGAGAGCAGAAUGCAUGCUGCAGCAGGCAGAGAGGCUGGGCUGCCGGCAGUUUGUCACAGCCACAGAUGUCGUCCGAGGGAACCCCAAGUUGAACUUGGCUUUCAUUGCCAACCUCUUUAACAGAUACCCUGCCCUGCACAAACCCGAAAACCAGGACAUCGACUGGGGGGCUCUUGAAGGUGAGACGAGAGAAGAGCGGACAUUUAGGAACUGGAUGAACUCCUUGGGCGUUAACCCUCGAGUCAAUCACUUGUACAGUGACUUAUCGGAUGCCCUGGUCAUCUUCCAGCUCUAUGAAAAGAUUAAAGUCCCUGUUGAUUGGAAUAGAGUAAACAAACCACCAUACCCCAAACUGGGAGGCAACAUGAAGAAGCUUGAAAAUUGUAACUAUGCGGUGGAACUGGGGAAGAAUCAAGCUAAGUUCUCCCUGGUUGGCAUCGGGGGACAAGAUCUCAACGAAGGAAACCGCACUCUAACAUUAGCCUUGAUUUGGCAGUUAAUGAGAAGGUACACGCUGAAUAUUCUUGAAGAAAUUGGAGGUGGGCAGAAGGUCAAUGAUGACAUUAUUGUCAACUGGGUGAAUGAAACAUUGAAGGAAGCGGCGAAAAGUUCAUCCAUCUCUAGUUUCAAGGACCCAAAGAUUAGCACAAGUCUGCCUGUUCUGGAUCUCAUUGAUGCCAUUCAACCAGGUUCCAUCAACUAUGACCUUCUGAAGACGGAAAACCUGAAUGAUGAAGAGAAACUCAACAAUGCCAAAUAUGCCAUCUCUAUGGCCCGAAAAAUUGGCGCCAGAGUGUAUGCUCUUCCAGAAGAUCUGGUCGAAGUGAACCCCAAAAUGGUCAUGACGGUGUUUGCUUGCCUCAUGGGGAAAGGAAUGAAGAGAGUGUAGAUCCCAGUGGGGAGGCCACAUGCACUUUCCUGAUUGCUCAACAUGGGGUACCUACAGGAAGCAUGGGGACGAGUCAAAGCCAUUCCAAAGUGUUCAACUUGGUGACGUUAUCCAGGAUUCCAGAAAGUGUAUGUUUGUUCAGCCAGGUUACUUCUCCUGUAUUUAACAAAAAUGCUUCAUUCUUUGCAAACAAAAAAACAAAAUCCAAUCUCUUACAAAUCUUUUUUAUUGUUGAAUUUAUUGCUGCCUUGAAAAUCUAGAGAAGAAAAAAACUUAUCUUCCAGGCACCCUUCCUGCUUUUGCCAUUAGUCAAGUAUAGAAGCUGCACUGUUAUUAAUAAUAUUUCAAACUGGCUUAAUUUGGCUGCCUUUUUUGUUCAAGGUGAGAGCCAGGAGAGGGGAAAUCAUCCAACCAGUCCUAAAGCCUAUUUCUGGCAGCCAGCAUUUGAUCUGUUACAAGCCUCUCCUUCUGUUCCCCGUCCCCUAUACUCUGCCUCCCGUAGCUCUGCUCUACAUGCUCUCAGAACUGUGCCUUCUUCUGUGGCCCACCUCUGCUGCCCAUUCUUGUAUCUGGGCCCUUUGGAGCAUCUAACAGAUCAGUCAGGCUGUUGGGGUCCCAACAGUCUGGUGAUUUGCAGAAGUAGGAUAUCAUCAGAGCCUCUCCUCAGAACUAGUGUCCCAAAUGUCAUCAGUUGUGGUUUUAUUGGCCAACAGGAAGCCUCUGUUUUUUAACUCUAGGAUUUGGGUUGAGACCUGGUCUAACAUCUUGCAUACGAUGUCCUCAGAUUCUUAACUGGGCAGCUUACAUCCAAGGAGGGUGUAAUUGAGCAUUGUACCACCAGGGGACAGUGUGGAGCUGCAGCAAAGCAUCCAGCCUUCCGGGUGCUGGCUCUCCAUGCAUUUAGCCCUGCCUGUUCUCCUUGUUGUGGUCUGGCUAACUUAUCUGGUGACUGGAAGCAAUUCGGCUCUGCUUUCAUUUGCUGUUAGAUCUUAGUACAUCUGAGUGCUGCAAGGCCAUAUUAUCAAUGUUUACUUUUUUGGUAGUAUAGAAGCUUUUUGCCACCCCCGCAAGCUCAAGGGGGCAAUAUGUGCCAAUGAAAAGCGCGCCCCCAUCCCACCCCUUAUCCCUCCCCACAAUACACAGUCAUAUCCAUAUGACAUUUAAAGAAUUUUGAAACAAAACCAGAGGAGCAGUGUGAAUCUGAACCGCCCUAAUAGAUGAUACAAUUUCCGUGAAAACCUACCGAAGGCUAGGAAGCGACAGAGCACUGUGAACCAACACUAGACUCCCUCCGUCCCGGUAAAAGGGCUCAUCCACGAGGUAUCCUCUUCAGGAAUGGCAUGUAAUGGAACUUAGCCAUUUUGCAAAGCAAUUGAAAUGCCUCGCCCUGGAUCUGUUCCUCCGCAGCACGUUCGAGAAGCCAAUCUGUGGCCUCUCCUAGCCCGUAAUCUGUAUUUCUGCUGCAUCUGAAUACAAAGUGGUUGGCGUCAUCUUAGACUGAACUUAAUGUAGCCUCAGAUCAUUCUCCCCCACCUGCCUCCAGGAAGACUGUUACUGCCUUAACGGGAAAUGAAGAUAAAAUAAUGCUCAAGAUCUCUCCAAAUAAAAUGUUCCCUUUA